UGGAACUGAAGACGCCCAUUUCCAGUCCACACCCGCCCGGCUGCUGGAUCGAUCCUCCCCUCUUCAGUAGCUGGAUCGUCACCCUGGAUGCCGAUCAGCACCGCUAUUCUACCGCAACAGAUGUCUGAGGGCUCGCCAGCUGAGUAGAGGACUUCCCUCUCUGCCCGUGCUUUCCACCUGCAACCAUGAAUGGUGGAGCCAGUGUGUGGGCCGUUACUCCAGAGGAGAGGGCGAAACAUGACAAACAGUUUGAGACCCUCUCCCCCGUCCUCGGUUACAUCUCAGGAGAACAAGCAAGAAAAUUCUUCCUGCAGUCUGGCCUGCCUGCUUCUGUCCUGGCUGAGAUUUGGAACUUAGCCGACAUGGACAGUGAUGGGAAAAUGGACAAACUGGAGUUUUCCAUUGCUAUGAAGCUCAUUAAACUUAAACUUCAAGGACGCAACUUGCCCUCCGCCUUGCCAGUCGUCAUGAAGCAGCCUCCUGCUUCCAAUUGCGGUUCAACCAUUGCUUCCUCAGCACGAUUUGGAAUGGGUUCUAUGCCAAACCUGUCAAUUGGUCUGUCAUCCAUGUCAGCUAUGUCAGCCAUGCCCAUCCUCACACCCAUCCCAGUUAACCCCCCCAUGCCCUCAAUGCAACCCCUGAUGCCAACGCCUGUGACUCUGCCACUUAUCGCCCCACUUGGAAACUCUGGGCUCCACAACGGCACCCUCCUCACCCCACCACUUGUUCCUAACAACGCAGGACUUCCUCUCUCUGGCUUCUCCUCUCCUAUGGCCUUCUCCCCGUCCACUGGCAUGUCAAAGGCCAACUCUCUACUCGACCUGGGAUCGAGCAGUUCCAACUCUUCCUCCACCACAUCUUUGGCCAGUAACUCCCCAAAGAUGGGCGCAAGUGAUUGGGCCGUUCCCCAGGCCUCAAGACUCAAGUACCGUCAGCAGUUCAACACACUAGACAAGCUCAUGACCGGCUACUUAUCAGGACCUCAGGUUAGAAAUGCACUGAUGGCAUCAAAUCUGACGCAGACUCAGUUAGCUACCAUCUGGACCUUGGCAGAUGUGGAUAAGGAUGGCCAGCUGCAGGCUGAUGAGUUCAUUCUGGCCAUGCACCUGGUGGACAUGGCUAAGACAGGUCGCCCUCUACCGCUCACUCUGCCACAAGACCUAGUACCACCCUCUCUGAGAGGAGGAAUUAAGUCCAAUGAGCUUGUUAAUGGAACGGGGCCCUACAUAACUCCCUGUUUAAUAGACACAGCAGAGGUAGAACCUGCUCAAAAGAACAAGAGCAGCGUGUCCUUUGAGGACAAGCUGAAGGAGAACUUUGCAAGGGGAAGCGCAGAGCUGGAGAAACGACGUCUAGCUCUUGAGGAGCAGCAGAAAAAGGAGAAGGAGAAGAGAGAGAGGGAGGAGAGAGAGGCUCAAGAACGGAGGGAGAGGGAGGCCAGGGAGCUGGAGAACCGGAGGAGGCUGGAGGAGGAGAGGCGGCUGGAGAGGCAGAGAGAAAUGGAGCGACAAAGGGAAGAGGAGAGGCUGAGAGAGCUGGAGAGGAAGGAGGCAGCGAAGCAGGAGAUGGAGCGCCAGCGGAGGGAAGAGUGGGAGCGUGCGAAAAGAGAGGAGCUGGGCAGGAAGAAAGAGGGGGAGCAAGAGGAGAUCUCUCGACUAAGGGCAAAAAAGAAGAGUCUGGAGUUGGAGCUACAGGCUGUGGGGAACAAGCACAAGCAGAUCUCAGACCGUCUCCGCGACGCUCAGAGCAAGAGGCGGAUUCAGAAGGCUGAGCUGGACCUCGUCAAUCAGAAGAGGGACACCCGCGUUGCAGAGAUUAACGCGCUUCAGCUCGAGUUUGAGGAGUGGCAGAGGAAGCUCUCACAGCUGGUUCCAGAACAACAGAGACUGUGUGAGAAGCUGCGAAACAUCAGCCUCAACAAACUCCCGUCUGUGACUUUGACCUCCCUGACCGGGACUGUGACGGAGAAGACUGUAAACUGCCGGAGGCUGAAGGACCAGCUUGACAUCCUGGAAAGGGAAACGACAGACAAACUGACGCAGAUGGAGCAGUACAAUAAGGAGCUUAAGGAGCUGAGGGAGAAGCAGGCGAGGCAGCAGGCUGUUCUGGACGACCUGCACAGAGUCAAAGAGGAGAAACUGAGGGAGCUCCAGAGACGCCGCGAGGAGGAGAGAGAAAGGAGGAGGAGAGAGGAAGAAGAAGAGGCGGCCAGACAAGCAAAGCUGGAGCAAGAAAAGAGGGAGCAGGAGCGGAGGGAACAAGAGAAGAGGGAGAGAGAGGAAGAGGAGGCUCGGCAGAGGAGGCUUCUGGAGGAGCAGAGGGCCAGACAGAGGGAAGAGGAAGAGAGAGAGGCACAGGCUCGCCUCCGGGCAGCCCAGGAGAAAGCACAAGAAGAAGAGAGAAGAAGGAGAGAGGAGGAGGAGGCAGAGGCGGAGAAAAAGAGGAGGGAGGCCGAAGAAGAGAGGAGACGGAAAGAGGUUGAGGAGGAGAAGAGGAGGAAAGAAGAGCAGGAAAUGGGGCAGCAGUUGGCAUCCAAGCUAAGCACCUACAGAGCCCUGUACUCCUUCGUUGCUCGCAACGCAGAUGAGCUGAGUAUAGACGCAGACUGUCUCAUAGAGGUGGAUGAGCACACGGUCGGUGAGCCUGGCUGGUUGUGCGGAAGUUACCGCGGAAACAGGGGCUGGUUCCCCCAGAGUUACGCUGAGAAAUGUCUGACCCCUGCCUCGACUCAAAGUGGUCCCACUUCACCUGGAAAAAUGUCCUGUCUGCCACCACCACUAAACACAAGACACCCCGAUGUGGUGGAAAAAGGUGACAGCCCUCUUCCUGUCCAAUCUGAAGCUUCACAGUCCUCCGUUCCUCUGCUCGCUCGGGCCCUCUCGUCAUGGUCAGCCACUUCAGAAACUCACCUCAGCCUUUCAGGCAGUUCGGCGACAGACGUCAUCACCACGCUGCUCAGCUUCUCGCAGGGAGACAUCAUCAGCGUGCUGCAGCAGAGGGACGAUUGGUGGCUGGGGCAGAUCAACGGGAUGCAGGGAUGGUUCCCCAAAAGUUACGUCGCUUUGGAGACGGCUGGCAAUACAGAUGUGGAUGCGUUGGACACAUCCGAUUCAGUUCAGCUAGAAGAAUACGUGGCCUUGUAUACAUAUGAGAGCCCAGAGGUUGGGGACUUGACGUUUGUCGAGGGGGAUGUUGUUUUGGUGUUGGAGAAAGAAGGAGAGUGGUGGCGAGGAUGCAUCGGGGACCAGACAGGGCUCUUUCCCUCCAACUACGUCCGACCUGUAGAACUGCCAGAGACAUCAAGACCUGGGGGUCCAACCAAGAAACCUGAAGUUGCGCAGGCAGUCACCCCCACUGGGGCCUCAAUGAUGCAUCAGCUUCGCCUGUCUCCGGGGCAACUGAUCGUGGUCCUGGCCAAGAACUCCACCGGCUGGUGGCUCGGGGAACUGCAAGCUCGGGGUAAAAAGCGGCAGAGAGGCUGGUUUCAUUCCUCUCACGUUAAGCUCCUGGGUCCCUCCAGCAGCAAGUCUUCCCCGUCUCCUCUGCCAGUAUGCCAAGUUAUUGCAAUGUACGACUACACGGCUGCCAAUCAGGACGAGCUGAGCUUCUCCAAGGGUCAGCUGAUCAACAUCCUCGACAAGACCAACCCCGACUGGUGGAAAGGAGAAGCCAACAGGGUCACAGGGUUGCUGCCCACCAAUUAUGUCAAGAUGACAACAGAAUCAGACCCCAGCCAGCAAUGUACAGUAGAUUCCUUAUCCAUGUCAGACCAUGGAACCACUGACGGGUGUGCUGACCUGAUGACGCUCGACACAAUGACCCCUCAGGAGAGGAAAAGGCAGGGUUACAUUCACGAGCUCAUCCAGACUGAGGAGACCUAUGUGGAGGAUCUUGAGCUAGUGCUAGAGGUCUUCUACAAGCCCAUGUCUGAGUCAGGGCGUCUAACUGAAGCUGAGAUGGCAGUUAUCUUUGUUAACUGGAGGGAACUGAUUAUGUGCAACUCCAAAUUGCUCAAAGCCCUGCGUGUCCGUAAAAAGACAGGAGGAGAGAACAUGCCCGUUCAGCUAAUAGGAGACCUGCUGGCGUCGGAGCUCGCACACAUGCAGCCAUACAUUCGCUUCUGCUCCUGCCAGCUCAACGCCGCAGCCCUGCUGCAGAGCAAGACCCACAACCAGCCUGACUUUAAAGACUUCCUCAAAAAGAUUGCAACUAACUAUCGCUGUAAAGGAAUGCCGCUGUCCAGCUUCCUCCUCAAGCCCAUGCAGAGGAUUACACGUUACCCUCUUCUCAUCAAAAAUAUCUUGGAGCACACCCCAGAUGGCCACGCAGACCGAGGCCCUCUCCGAGAAGCUCUGGAGCGAGCCGAGGAGCUGUGCUCUCAGGUCAAUGAGGGGGUUCGGGAGAAGGAAAACUCAGACAGGCUUGAAUGGAUACAGAGCCACAUGCAGUGUGAGGGGCCCAUAGAGCACUUGGUCUUCAACUCACUCACUAAUUGCCUUGGGCCUCGCAAGUUGCUCCACAGCGGUCGGCUGUACAAGACCAAAAGCAGCAGAGAGCUGUGGGCUUUCCUCUUCAAUGAUUUCCUCCUCCUCACACACAGUGCCAAACCCUUCUCCUCCUCGGGAUCUGACAAGUUAUUCAGCCCCAAAACAAACAUACAGCUCAAGAUGUACAAAACGCCUCUCUUCCUGAACGAGGUAUUGGUGAAAAUGCCACCCGACCCGUCCAGCGACGAGCCGCUGUUCCACGUCUCGCACAUUGAUCGCGUCUACACUCUCAAAACCGAGACCCUGAACGAGAGGGCAGCGUGGGUCCAGAAAAUCAAAGCGGCAUCUGAACAUUUCAUAGAGACGGAGAAGAAAAAGAGAGAGAAGGCUUACCAAGCACGCUCUCUAAAGUCCAGCGGAAUCGGCCGGCUGCUGGUAACAGUCAUUGAAGCCCAGGAGCUCAAGGCCUGUAAGCCCAACGGUAAGAGUAAUCCUUACUGUGAGCUGACAAUGGGAGCUCAGUGCUACACAUCUCGGCCAAUCAGCGACACUCUGAGCCCAAAGUGGAAUUUUAACUGCCAGUUUUUCAUCAAAGACCUCUACCAGGAUGUCCUCUGCAUCACCGUGUCCGAGAAAGAUCAGUUCUCACCAGAUGAUUUUCUCGGCCGCGUUGAGGUUCCCGUGGCAACGAUAAAGAAAGAGAUGGAGAGCAAAGGAGCAGCAACCCGUCGCCUUCUGCUGCACGAAGUCCCUACUGGGGAAGUUCACGUCAAACUAGAUCUACAGCUUUACGAGCCAACCAAAUGAGGAAAACACAUCUGAAUACUCCAUUAGGCACACGCACCACUUAAUUUCCUAGUAAUGAAGGACCGUUAAAGUGCCUUUUUUAUGCUCUUGCACAUUACGCAAUAAUGGGGAUUUUACUGUCCCUGCUUGUUCCACUGACCCUGAGCUUUUUAGCGACCUCAAACGAUCCAAAACACGGAGAUGAUUGCCAAUAUUUUCUUAAUCGCCACUCCGAAAUAUAAAGUAACAAACGGGACUCAACGUUUCACCGGGUUUUUACAUUUCAGUUUCGAUUUGUAAAUUCUUUUUUUUUCCAGCGCACUGCUAAUUAAAGAAUAUAACAACAUAUCAGCCAGUUACACACACGUGUGGACAGUCACACACUGCCUCACGUAUCUUUAUAUUACAACUGCUGCACACUGCUGUAUAAUGUAAAGUCAAUGGUUAACCUUAUGGUGUAAGCAUGAAGUUUCAUGGCACGUACGCCAUUAAAUCCCGAAAACGGCACCGGCAUGAAUAAAAUGUAUGUACAGUAAAA
Molecule: messenger RNA, 5811 nt
Organism: Oreochromis aureus
Lineage: Eukaryota; Metazoa; Chordata; Actinopteri; Cichliformes; Cichlidae
Gene: itsn2a
Product: intersectin 2a
Exons: 39
Coding region: 186-5294 (1702 amino acids)
Biological process (GO): intracellular signal transduction; positive regulation of Rho protein signal transduction
Molecular function (GO): guanyl-nucleotide exchange factor activity; protein binding; calcium ion binding
Source: RefSeq, a predicted model, not a curated record